AUGCCUUCCUACGACAUCCCCCAGUACCUGCUCGACAGAGCCAACAUUCACGACACCGUAACCAAAGUGCCCCUCUACUACGACACCAUCAACCUCCCCGCCCUCCAAGCCGAAGUCUACGGCCCCUCCAUCGAAAUCGACUACACCUCUGUCCUCGGCGGCACCCCCUACACCAUCUCCCGCGACGAGUGGAUCACCCAGGUCGGCGCGCUGCUGGAUGCCUUUAAGUCGUCGCAGCAUGUUACGUCGGGGAUUAUCGCGCACCUACCGCAGCCCGGCGAGGGUGUGACUCGGCCGGAGAAGGUGCUGGUGCAGGCGCAGGUGUCGGGGAACCUGAUCGGCAAGUUGCAGGCUGGGGCCAGCGGGGAGGCGCCGUUUAUGCAGAACGGGGGUCUCCUCGAAGCCGAGCUCCAACGGGACCAGGAAAUCGAGGCGACGGGGGAGAAUCCGUGGAGGAUUACCAAGUACAAGGUCAUCAAGAAGUGGGACAAGGGCGACCCGAAGGUUUUUGAUUUCGGGUCAAAAAACUAG
Chaetomium globosum CBS 148.51 is the source of this 531-nucleotide messenger RNA. RefSeq lists its product as uncharacterized. The transcript is spliced from 4 exons. The coding region runs from base 1 to 531 and encodes 176 amino acids. The record is from RefSeq and is a predicted model, not a curated record. Lineage: Eukaryota; Fungi; Ascomycota; Sordariomycetes; Sordariales; Chaetomiaceae.